UGCCUCUGUGGGAGGCAGGUCCUGUAAGCUAUGUAACGUGGAGCCUGGUGGCUCCUAUGUGGAUGGAGGCGGAGACCUCCGAGGUUGAGACCGGAAGUGAUGUUCCGGAAGCGAACAAGUUGUGCGUGUGCUGUCAUCGUAAAAUGGCGUCUGAGGUGAACGGAGGGUCUCUCCUUCCUAAGGCCAAGACGCUCCAUCCCUCUACCAAAAUGCAGUAUUCCCAUCACUGUGAGCAUCUUCUAGAGAGACUGAACAAGCAGCGAGAAGCAGGCUUCCUUUGUGACUGCACAGUAGUUAUUGGUGAAUUCCAGUUCAAAGCUCACAGAAAUGUGCUUGCCUCCUUCAGCGAGUACUUUGGUGCAUUUUACAGGGAUGCCUCUGAUAGUAAUGUGGUUUUGGAUCAGACUCAAGUGAAGGCUGAGGGAUUUCAGAAACUCCUGGAGUUUAUAUACACAGGAAACUUAAACCUUGACAGUUGGAAUGUUAAAGAAAUUCACCAGGCUGCUGACUAUCUCAAAGUGGAGGAGGUGGUCACUAAGUGUAAAAUAAAGAUGGAAGACUUUGCUUUUAUUGCUAAUCCCUCCUCUACAGAGAUUUCUAGUAUUACAGGAAACAUUGAACUGAACCAACAGACUUGCCUCCUCACUCUUCAAGAUUACAAUAAUCAAGAGAAAUCAGAUGCCCCUUCUGCAGACUCAGUUCAGCCACAAGCAAAAAAAGUAGGUUUAGAAAAGAGAUCUACUCAGACCAGAAAGCGAAAAAAGACUUUUAACUCUCAGAAAAACACGAAAAAUAAACCAGUGCAAUAUCAGACUGACAUAAUUGAGAACUCAUCAGUCGAUAUGUUUUUAGAUGCAAAUAAACUGGCCACACAGAUAACGGAACAAGCUGCCCAAGGCAGCGAUAACUCAGAACUACAGCUAGUGUCUGUGGUGGAAAGUGAAAUGUUUGCAGCACAAGAUGUUUUGGUUCAGACUAUUACAGUGAAACAAAAACGGGGGAAGCCACAGCAGAACUGUGCAUUGAAAGAACACAGUAUGUCUAAUAUAGCUAGUGAAAAGAACUCUUACCAACUGGAGAGCUCUGGAGAAGAACUCGAUCAGAAAUACUCCAAGGCCAAGCCGGUGUGCAACACUUGUGGGAAAAUAUUUUCAGAAGCCAGUAGUCUACGACGACACAUGAGAAUACACAAAGGAGUAAAGCCUUAUGUGUGUCAGCUCUGUGGAAAAGCAUUUACACAGUGUAAUCAGCUGAAAACACAUGUCAGAACGCACACAGGGGAGAAGCCAUACAAAUGUGAAUUGUGUGACAAAGGCUUUGCCCAGAAGUGCCAGCUUGUUUUCCACAGUCGCAUGCAUCAUGGAGAAGAGAAACCAUAUAAAUGUGAUGUAUGCAAUCUGCAGUUUGCAACUUCAAGCAAUCUGAAGAUCCAUGCCAGGAAGCACAGUGGUGAGAAGCCCUACGUGUGUGAUAGGUGUGGGCAGAGAUUUGCUCAGGCCAGUACGCUGACGUACCAUGUUCGUCGCCAUACGGGAGAGAAGCCGUAUGUGUGUGACACCUGUGGGAAAGCAUUUGCAGUGUCCAGUUCUCUGAUCACUCAUUCUCGAAAACAUACAGGAGAAAAACCAUAUAUAUGUGGCAUUUGUGGCAAAAGUUUUAUUUCCUCAGGAGAGCUCAAUAAACAUUUUCGGUCUCAUACAGGUGAAAGACCAUUUAUCUGUGAACUGUGUGGAAAUUCUUACACAGAUAUAAAAAAUUUAAAAAAGCACAAAACAAAAGUUCACACAGGAUCCGAAACCACCCUUGAUUCUAACACAGUUGAUAAUUCCUACAAUGAACAAGAAUCCAUUCAGAAUCAGAAAAGCCCGUUGUCAGAGUCUGCAGAUGUGAAGCCUUCUGAGAUGUCUUUACCACUUCCUCUUCCCAUUGGGACAGAAGACCAUCAGAUGCUGUUGCCUAUAACUGGUAAUCAGUCUCCUCCUUCAGACACAUUGCUGAGAUCUGCUGUGACUGGAUAUUCAGAACCUCAGUUUAUUUUCUUGCAGCAGUUGUACUGACUCUGUGUGAUACGGGAAUCAACUAGACAAUCCUGAUAGUGAACAAACACAUUACUGGUAAGGUGAUCAUCAUCAUCCAAGCUGUUGGACUUGCUCUUACUCAUUCUUUUGAGUGAAGACAUUUGGUAAUGUAUCUACACUGUGCAGUGCUGUUUCUCACUUGUUAAAUUUUGCUAAUCUGAAAUCAUAUUUACCAUUAUAAUUGACCACUGACAUUUCCUAGGAGGAAGUAUCUUUCCAGAGCUCCUGCCUUAAGAAUCGUCUGUUAAAUAGAUACGUAACUGUACUCUGGAGAUCUCCUCCAAUGCUCAUGCAGAGCUAACAUUUUAGUGACAUUUGUGAGCAGACUUUCAAGCCAUAUUUUUGUUAGUUGGUUUACUUUAAAUACCUUAACUCACAGGUGUGGUCCUUGUACACAGCCUUGUUUUUAAAAAAAAAAAUUGCAUGAAAAAUUUAUUAAACACAGGCUUCCAAACUCCAGGCCAAUGUCAGAGGAAUAUAUGAUGGCAACUGGGCAGUUCUCUGGUGAAAUGUUUUUGAAGCAUUAUUGGUGUUGAUCAGAAGUAGCUUUUGCCAGUCUGAGACUAGAUGGAAAGCUUUGGGCAAAUGCCACUGACAGGUGAGGGAGGCUUUUUUCUUGAACAAUGAUUUAGAGGCUAGAUAGCACAAUGCCUUUCCCUUUCCAAGGCCUGGAUUCACUUUCAGAAGUGACAAAAAUGAGUUUGCCCCUAGCUGUCAUCUUUCCACAUCCCCCAAACAUCUUAGUUUGACAGAAGUGACAGUCUUCUGCUCAGGAGAGGUCAAAAGAUGGAAUAUGAUGAAUGCAGUAGGUCAGAUUGGAUUAAGAUUAUUGUAAGUACGAAGGUGUAUUGAGUUAGCUGUGAGGAGACUGGUAGCACGUUUGACUUUUAUCAUCAUAGUUAUUAACAUUACAGUAGCACCUAGAGCUCCCAGUCAGGAUCAGAGCCCUUUUGGGUUAAGCACUGUACAGACACAUCAGAGGAGACAGUUCCUGCCCUGAUGAGCUUACAAUAAAUGAGCAGUAAAUUUACUCUUAAAAAAAUUAAGUGAAAGCUAAAGAUGGGGGUGUUUUAGUAAAGAAGAUUGACCAGAGGCCAUAAACUUUUGGGUUACCCACAAUAGGCUCUUACUAUUCCAUGCCAGAAUUCAGGAGGGCAUAAUAGAAAAACAUUUCCUUAAAAAAAAUAAAUGCAGUGUUUAUCUACUGCUUUAUUUCCCAUGCCAGUAGUGCAGUUUUAGGCAGUUCCUGUAGUUUGUAGCAAGACCCAUGUGAAAAAGGUUUGUGGGUUUUUUUUGUUGUUUUUUUUUUUAAACAAACACUCUUGUGCCAGAGUUGGCACACAGGGCAGAUAUUAGGCUCUUCAAUUCCUCUCUGUCUUUUGCUGCUGCUUCUGUCUGCUCUAUGGUGCUGAGACAAACUAUUUUGCCCUCUCUCUCUGCUAACGGUUGUUCUUAAGGUUUCUCUUGGACUCCUUAUUUCCUCACACCAGUUGGUUUCCACUGAACAGCUUCAUGUGGAGUCUGACAUCCAGAGUACAUACCCCAUAUCCCAGAUAUGUUCAGGGCUUCCUUCUGAGUGUGGUGGAAAUGAGUUGCUGAUUGAUGAUUUCAUGGAUCUCUUCAUUGGUAAUGAAGUCUCUCACUCUCCAGAAUCUUACAUGGGCACUUAUUUUCAAUGGUGUCUAGUUUUCUGUCUAACCAUUUGGUAGAUCUACAUCUGUCACAGCCAUAUGUUAGCACUGAGAUUACAUUAGAAUUGAAAAUUCUCAGUUUUGGUCUGAUUUUCUAUAGGAAGGUUAGUAAAUGCUGUGGGUGCCUUUCCUAUUCUUGAUGUCACUUCCUUCUUGUGAUGUCCAUUGGUCAAUAUAGUGCUGCCAAGGUAGAUGAAUGGGUUUACUUUCUUGAUAUUUUUGCCAGUAAUAUUAAUAUUACUGCUUGAAAUCUAGGUUUCAAAGAUGUUUGUUCUAGCAUGACUAAUUUUGAGCCCUGCUUGGCCUGUCGUUGGCGGCGGCAAGGUUGUCUGUCUUUAUUAGUAACUUCUCAUGGGUGUCAGUCAGCAUGUCAUCAGCACAGUCUGGGCCUUCUAGACAUUUGCCAACUCCCCCAUGCUAUACCAGUCUUAGUGUUGCUAAUAGACUUCUUCAAUAUUCAGUCUAUGGCAAUGCCAAACAGCAGUGAUAAAAUGCAGCCCUGUUUCACAUUAGUGUUCACACUGAACCAUUCAGUUGUCUGGGUGUCCACCCUUGCAGAGCACUUCACAUCUCUGUACGUGGCCUUGAUGAUGAUUAUGACUUUAGCUGGGAUUCUAUAGGAGUAAAGAAUGAAUAGUCCAUAAUGUAGAUAUCUUUGAAAAAAAAAAAUCAGUGAAAUUGUUGAGGAGAGCUUGUCAUUCUAUAGUUUCUUCUGCAGUAGUCUGUAACUGAAUAUCUGGUCUACACAGAAUCUUUUGGGCCUGAAUCCAGCCUGUUUUCUACGCUUUGCAUCCACUGCCUCUUUCAUCCUAUUUAGAAUCACACUACAGAAGGCUUUCCCUGCAGCAGAGUAGUGUAACUCCUCUUCAGUUGUUACAGUCAAUAAGAUCACCCCUUUUGGACAUUCUGAUGAUUCCAUAUUUCCAUUGGUCAGGAGGCUUCUCUUUUUCCCAACCUUUAUUGAACAGCUCUGAAAGUUUCAUUAAGGUGAUGGUAUCAAAUGUUUAGCAUUUCUGCAGUGAUUUGAUCAUCUGCUGCUGCUUUGUUGUUUUUUUUCAGCUUCCUGAUUGUGGCCUGUACUUCUGUCAUCCCUCUUGGACUGAUGUUAACGUCAAGUUGGUCAGAUUUGCAUGUUUAAAUGGAAGUCUGGUGCUGAAGUCGACCUUGGUCUGAGAAUUUCUGUAAAUGCUCUGUCCAUUUAUUUUGUCUGUUCUACCUCAGUUGUAAGCAUUUUUCCAUCUUUGCUUUUUAUUGGCCCAUGUCCUAGUCUGAAAUUGACACACAGGAUUUUAAUCACUUGGUAAAUAGCUCUGAUAAUUGCUUAAUAGCAGCAGCUUCAGCUGCUAGAUCUUCAUUGUAGAUUCAUUCUUCUGCCCUUGCAUUGCUUUUCACCACUCUAUCUGCUUUCAUGCACUCCUCUGCUUUUUCCAGUACUCUAGUUGGUUUUAGCAUUCAGGAUUUUUCCUUUCGGUAUCUUUCCUUCCUCAAAAAGAACAGGAGUACUUGUGGCACAAGUACUCCCGUUCAUUUUGCAGAUACAGACUAACUCAAACUCCUUUCUUCCUCAGUGAGAUGUCAUCUCUCUUGAGUUAUCCAUAUCUUCUUCUGCCUCUACUGAUAUCCAGCUGUGGCUACUGCAGCUUGAACUAUAUUGUCUGUAAGCCUGGCCCAAGCAGUUUACAUUAGCUUUUUCUUUUCCAAGCAGUGUUUCUGGUGUCUGACAGCGUCACUGCUUAAGGUCCAUUGUGAUUAGUGGGAGUGUUUUUAUGCCUCACCAAGUCAAUCUUAGACCUGUCAAGAAUCAUCAAAUAAAGAGCCACAGAGGUAUGUUUUCUCCAGUCAGACAAACAGCACCUGUGAUAUUUUUAAGUGCAUUCUUUCUUGGUUGGUUAUUUGUUGAUACCAUUUUAUCUGCAUUGGUGCCUUGGGUCUAGGCCCUGGUAAACAGAAGAGCAUAGAAGAUGCCACUUAAUAUAAUUCCUACUCUACUCCAUAUAACAACUCAUCUUCACCUUAAUUAAAAGGGCCUUGUGAAAAAUUUUGUAGUGGAUUUAUCCUCUGCAAAUGGAUUCCUGAAUCCUGGGCAUGGCUCUGUCUUCUAUUUGUUGCUUUCUUUAUCCGUGUGUCUGUUUUCCUUUGUCUGUACCUUUUAAAUGAAAUAGACCUUUCAUCUUUUGUUGUUUAUCAUUUUAAAUGUGACGUGUAAUAGUGUUUUUGAUUGUUUAAUGCUUAAUUACAUGUGGUCGAUUUGCUGUUGAGGCUUACUGGACAUUAUGAAGUACAACCAAGUCUCCCAAGAGUCUUCUUACUGCACUGAAGCCAAUCCUUGCCAUUGCUUCCUGACCUUCACUGUAUUUGCUUUGCACUUAGCUCCAUUCCAGCAUUUGCCAGCAUCUACUGUCCUUCAGCACAUGAGUGUAGGACGCUGGAUGAAUCAUUUUGGGUUGUCAGUGGUGCGCAGUGUGGCUUUUUUCAUUCUUUUGAAAUCUUUGUUUUUUUCCCCUCGUAAUCUUUCAAGGAUUCCAUGGCCAACUGGUAAUUCUGUGACUGAAGAAUCGCACCAAAAAGCAGGGCCUUGAAUAUAAGUGACAAAGGUCCGCUCCAUGUGACCAGAUCUAACGCUGCAUUUUCUGACCAAAAAUACAGCAAAGGUAUAAGGAUGAAUGCAGUUUUAGUAAUUAAUAUUGCACAAAAGAAAAGCCUUCUUAAGUGCUCCACCAACUCAUAUGGUUACACUGCUAUUUGGCAAGUUCAUCUUUAAAUGUAUUAAAGUACAUCUCUUCUGAUGUGCUAUUACUAUUUUUUUUUAAAGUUUAACUUGUUCAGAAUUACUGAGUAAUGCAUAUAUUACCAGAAGAGCAAACUAACUCUGAAAAACACAUUCCUAUGUAGAAUAUGCAUUCCAUAAGAAUGUUUGUUUCAACUGUUUUUAUAUUUCUAAAAUUUUAGAUUACUACAGUAUUCUUACAUUUCAGACUUUUUUUAAAAAAAAAUCAGUGCUUAGAUUUAUACUGGAUCCAGUUUAGAUAUUUAUAGAGGUGACAUUUGCUUUAUAUUACUCAUUUAGUUUUCUUUAUACACAGGAAGAUCAUCAUUUUUACAAGACAACGGUUUUAAACCUCUCUUCACAGAAUACACAGGUUCUGAUAAAGUUGUUCUCUUGCAGCAAUAAUUUAAUGAUCUGUACUCUUGAGUACCAAUUUUUAUCCUCAACUUUGAUGAAAAUGACUCAGCUCCUGAGUUAAUUUUCUUAAAUAUAUUAAUUUAAUAAACAUAUAAUGUAAAAAAUGUGUAGGAAUGUUUCAGCUGGGUGCUGUCAAGCUUUGAGAGAGAGAGCUGUACUGCAUAUCUGUGACAAUGCCUGGAGUACUUUCCAUGCAUCUCUUAUGUGAAAGCAUACUGCUCUCAAGUUCAGUUUGGAGCUGGAAGUUAUCAAGAGGAUUGAUGGUCCAUGUAAAGAGUGAAUGGGGGAAAACAUGGACAUCUUAAAUAGUUAAAUGCCGUUAAUAGUUAACCAAAUUUCUCCUCCCUGAAAAAUGAAAGGGAGAGCAUUAACAUUUCUUUAAAAUUUUGAAAAAGACUACUAAAGAAUAUCUCCAGUGUGAUCCAAAUCUCAGCAAGUCCACUAACGUCAAUGGAAGUUUUGCCUGAGGGCAUGACUACGCUUGGAAAUUUACCAAAAUAGCUAGCUAUUCCAGAAUGGGGAGUUAUACCAGAAUAGCUACUCUGCAAUAAUUAUUUGGUAAGUUCAAAACGUAGAAAAGCCUUGAGUAAGGAUUACAAGACUGGACUUUGUGAGAGGUUGUUGGUACGACUUACAGAAAUAGAUUCUAGAUCAGAAUUAGUAAUCAAUUUGGGUUAAGUUAUUUUUGAAGUAUUUUUCCUGUAUAUACAAAGUGUUUUUCCUUCUGUUGUGUGUGUAUAUAUAGUUCCAUUCUUUUUUUUAUAAUCCCCUGUGGGGGUUUUGUACAUACAUAGGUUGCAGUGUUUGUUAGGCUUUAAUAAACUUGUUUUGUAAUUUUCCCU
Chelonoidis abingdonii (Abingdon island giant tortoise) is the source of this 7795-nucleotide messenger RNA. The record is from RefSeq and is a predicted model, not a curated record. Lineage: Eukaryota; Metazoa; Chordata; Testudines; Testudinidae.